AUGUCUGGAUACUGGACCAAUAUUGUCUCCACCCUUACGCUUGUAAAGCUUAGGACGCUCUGCCAAUAUGUGAUUGUAGUUUACGUUAAAAUGUAUCAAAGACAAGAAAUUAUGCGAAACGAGGUGAGCAAUUCACUAGCAAAUUCUCAGGGAACUAAUACUCCUGCAGUCUGCAGAUGGAUAUAUGCACGUUUCUGUGUACUGAUGAGAGAGAAGAAGUUGAAGCCCAUCAGUUCCGUUCCAAAAAAAAUCAUGGGUGAAUUUGGAGGUGAAUAUGAAGAUGAUUAUAGCAAGUGGCCAGCGUGGCUCCGUCCACUUCUGCAAACGAGUUUCUUCGGUCAAUGCAAGGUUCACGCCAGUGCUCACAAGAGCGAAUGCAAUAUGUAUUGUUUGGACUGUAAGAACGGAGCACUCUGUUCCCUCUGCCUCAAUUUCCACGAAGACCAUCGAGCUAUUCAGAUUAGGAGGUCAUCGUAUCACGAUGUGAUAAGGGUUUCUGAGAUUCAAAAGUAUUUGGACAUAACAGGGGUUCAGACCUACAUUAUCAACAGUGCCAAAAUCGUUUUUCUGAACGAACGCCCACAGCCAAGGCCUGGUAAAGGCGUCACCAAUACUUGCCGAGUCUGUGAGCGUAGCCUCCUCGAUUCCUUCAAUUUCUGCUCCCUUGGCUGCAAGAUUACUGGGACAUCGAAUAAGUUUGAAAAGAGGAAGAAAAUGUGGGAGUGGGAUGAAUCCAUAGCCGGCGGCGGUACAAAAAGGCAUAAUAAACUGAUGAAGAACAAAAUACAGAGUUUUAGUCCAUCAACGCCUCCUCAGAGUUGGUCGAGCGGAAAAAGGAGGAAGGGAAUUCCUCACAGAGCUCCAACCGGAGGAAUUAUUAUAGAAUACUAA
Fraxinus pennsylvanica is the source of this 891-nucleotide messenger RNA. Lineage: Eukaryota; Viridiplantae; Streptophyta; Magnoliopsida; Lamiales; Oleaceae. The record is from the annotation of a GenBank genome assembly.